AUGUACCUGGUCACGGUGCUGGGGAACCUGCUCAUUAUCCUGGCCGUCGGCUCUGACUCCCACCUCGACACCCUCAUGUACUUCUUCCUCUCCAACUUGUCCUUGCCUGACAUCGGUUUCACCUCGGCCACAGUCCCCAAGAUGAUUGAGGAGAUGCAAUCGCAUAGCAGAGUCAUCUACCAUGGGGACUGCCUGACACAGAUGUCUUUCUUUGUCCUUUUUGCAUGUAAGGAUGACAUGAUCCUGACUGUGAUGGCCUAUGACUGGUUUGUGGCCAUCUGUCACCCCCUGAACUACCCAGGCAUCAUGAAUCCUCACCUCUGUGUCUUAUUAGUUUUGGUGCCUUUUUUCCUUAGCCUGUUGGAUUCCCAGCUGCACAAUUUGAUUGUGUUACAAUUCAUCUGCUUCAAGAAUGUGGAAAUCUCUAAUUUUUUCUCUGACCCAUUUCAAUGUCUCAACCUUGCCUGUUCUGACAGUGACAUCAAUAACAUAUACAUAUAUUUAGAUAGUACUAUAUUUGGUUUUCUUCGCAUUUCAGGGAUCCUUUUGUGUUACUAUACAAUUGUCUUCCCCAUUCUAAGAAUUCCAUCCUCAGAUGGGAACUAUAAAGCCUUCUCCACCUGCGGCUCUCGCCUGGCAGUUGUUUGCUUAUUUUAUGGAACAGGCAUUGGCGUGUACCUGACUUCCGCUGUGUCAUCAUCCCCCAGGAAUGAGGUGGUGGCGUCAGCAAUGUACGCUGUGGUGGUCACCCCCUUGCUGAACCCCUUCAUCUGCAGCCUGAAAAACAGGGACAUUCAAAGUGCCCUGUGGAAGCUGCACAGCAGAACAGUCUAA
Pan troglodytes (chimpanzee) is the source of this 834-nucleotide messenger RNA. RefSeq names its product olfactory receptor 7E24-like. Bases 1 to 834 code for a protein of 277 amino acids. NCBI's taxonomy places the organism in Eukaryota, Metazoa, Chordata, Mammalia, Primates, Hominidae. Gene Ontology annotation, cellular component: membrane. Gene Ontology annotation, biological process: G protein-coupled receptor signaling pathway. The transcript has a single exon. The record is from RefSeq and is a predicted model, not a curated record. Gene Ontology annotation, molecular function: olfactory receptor activity.